Messenger RNA from Ananas comosus (pineapple), 2301 nucleotides. RefSeq lists its product as uncharacterized. Lineage: Eukaryota; Viridiplantae; Streptophyta; Magnoliopsida; Poales; Bromeliaceae. The coding region runs from base 539 to 1918 and encodes 459 amino acids. The record is from RefSeq and is a predicted model, not a curated record. The transcript has 6 exons.
GGCUAUUUCCGUAGAGAGAGAAAGGGAUUGGGAGAGAGAAAGAGAGAGAGAGAGAGAGAGAGCCAUUUGUUUCCCUUCGCCCUUUUCCUAGGGCUCUUAUCGCGAAAGCUCGGCACUUUUAGCCCUCUUUUCCACCCGUUUUUGCCCUAAUUUUCGCUCCUCGGCGCCCUAGAUCUCGACCAGCUUGAUCAUCCAAUUUCCCCCUUUUUCUCCUAUGAAAAUGCCAUUUUUCCUGAUGACGUCUUGCUGAUUGAUAGGAUAUUCAAGCUAGCUUGUUUGGUGGAAAUACAUACCUAUGUAGAGAGUUAAAGAUUGGUGAAUGAAUCUUACUGAAAUAAGCAGGUGACACCAUUAUCUAGAUGCAUUACCUUCCUUUGUUAGAUCGGCGAUUGGGAGAAAUUUACUAGUGCUGAUUACAAUUGCUAACUUUGUUGAAAUUUCCUGUAAUAAUACAAAAAUAGCUAAGACGGGUGCUCUAUGUUGUGUGGCCGCUGGGCCACAUGGAGCAAAAUCCAAUCAAGCCAGUAGAGACUAUUCUAUGGAUCCUAGUGAACCUCAUUGGAGAAUGAAUUCGAGCUUUUCCCCUCCUCUUUCGAGGAGAUGGGACUGCAGGUACCAGUCGGAUGGAUUACCUAAUAGAAUCCAUGAUGCUCCGUUAUAUGGAUCAUCUAUAUCAUCACAUAGCAAAGGAAGCAGAAGUGGGUUCGGCAGCGAUCAGUACCAGAAUCAUCAUCAUUCAGCUUCUGACGGGGCACUCUCUUAUUUAGGAAGCCCAUCUGACAAUCUUCAGGGCACUCGGUGGACUCCAUCUGUUCGAAGAUUCGAUCUUGGAGAGUUUUCUACUCCAGCAGGAGGAGCAAGGCCCGAGGCCAAUGUCUAUCCUCGGACUAGCGAGCAGAGGCGUUACACCUCUGUAAACAGUUUUGGUUCCGCAUCCCCGUUCUCGGAAUCUGGCCGAUGGCCCUCCAGUGGCAAGCACCCGAUCUUAUUCCCCCCUCGCAAUUACUCAGGCAGGCGCUCAUUCAUGUCCAAACCCGUUUACCCACUCGUUUUCCGCAACCCUGUUUCUGAACCCGAAGCCUCUGGUCUACCGGAAACUAGUAACGGUGGCAGGGGAACACCUGGAGAUGAUAGCCGGGCCUCGCCCGCCUGGCUCGAUCACAUGAUGAGCCCGGAGCUCAAAUUCCACAAAGCCCUGACCGAACUUCAAAAGAUGGAGGCUUCUCCCGAACCGAAUCCUGGUUCGAGUCGCGAAGGAUUUCGGUGGAGCAACGCAAGCAGUUACGAUUUUGGGUACGAAGGAGAUGCCAUCGAGAUUACUGAUCAUAUCAGUGUAGAAUCUCAAAGAUGGCCUAAUAAUCCGAUUAGAUUUCAGAAAUGUGGAUUGUGCGAGAGACUACUAUGGCAAAAGUCCCCUUGGAGCUCGAACAGGAUAAUUAGAAACAGCGAUAUGCCGAUAGCUGGGGUCCUUUCUUGCAAACAUGUUUUCCAUGCAGAUUGCUUGGAAGAAACUACUCCAAAAAGUCAGAUUCAGGACCCUCCUUGCCCUUUAUGUUUGAGAGAAGCUAAGGAGGAUGGGUCGGGAUCGUUCUCAGAGCCGCUUCAGGUGGCUUUAAGAGCUGUUCGGAAGAGCCAAGGUAUCAAUAUCACCUCCACGAGCAGCGGCGGCGGCGUUAGCAGCAAUAUGGACUCUACUCAGAACGAAGACGAGUGCAAGAGGAACCACUCUCUCCAGUUGCCGCCACGGCGCAGAGUUUCGCUGCUGAGAAGCCAUUUCAGGAAGCAGUUCUCGUUCAAAGGGAAGAUGGGGAAGGAUCUCUUCGGCGUGAAAGUUUUCAAGAAGUCCGGAGCAUCUUCAUCAUCGUCGUCUUCGUUUGUUCAAGAGUGCGAUCAAUCUGGGCCGUCGAGCUCGCGCUAGUCACGGAUGAUGACAUGGAGAAAGCAUCUAAUUGGGUUGUGGUCUUUGUAUUUUGGGAGAGUCCACUAGUUGAAAGUCCAUGUAUAGCUUACUAUAGAAGCUGCAAUUUUAGACACUAAAAAAACUUGCUUAUUUUGGACUGUUUAUUUUCUACGUAUUACUGAGUAGCUACAGAUUCCUUUUUUUCUUUUUUCUUUUUUUCUCUUUUGGGGAAGUGGCUUCCACCAUAGGCACGGUAUCUGGUAAUGUAUUGUUGCUCUCGUAACAUUGCAUUUUUCUUCAUUUAUAGUUGUGCUCUACAAGUGGGUACGUAUAUUUAUUAUGUGCUUUGAACAAAUCAUGUAUGAAUUUCGCAAUGCGGAAGUUAGACUAAGUUUUUUUUU